AUGCCGCAAUUGUUGAUUGGGGCUGCAUCUGGUCUCACCGUGCCAAACACCUACGCCGUGGCUGACAUUGCGAGCACUCUUGCAACAGCCACAGACAACACAGUGGUUACCUUUGCGGCCGGUACAUGGACUGGCUGCGCCGACUCGAUCGAGUUUCCUGCAGGGGUGGCCAAUGUUACGCUCCGUGGCGCCGGGCGCGGCUCGUCGCGAAUCAACUGCUACGGUUCGAACGCGCGUGCGUUUGCGCUCUCGGCAUUGGCUCCAGGCGCGCGGCUCGAGGGAUUUACUCUCUAUGGAGGGUCGGGCAUGGGGCUCGGCUCGUCGCGCGAUGGCGGGUGCCUGAUUAAGACCUCAACCAGCGAUCUGACGCUCAAGGAGCUGCACAUCUUCCAAUGCCGGGUAGGCGGGAGCGGGACGUUUCGCGGCGGAGCGAUGCACAUCGGCGGCGGGAGCGUGGUGCUCGAGAACACAUGGAUCACCGAGUCGACCGCGGGCAACUAUGGCGGUGGGAUCUCCAUCGAUGGCGGUGCCUCGGUGGUGGUCGCCGACACCUCGUCGAUUUCAACUUCGACCGCAUACGGAUCUGGCGGUGGCGUGUAUGUGGCGCCUGGCUCGAUCGGCUCGUUGUUUGCCAUAUCGUAUGGCGCUAUGGAAGACAACUCUGCUGCAGGCAGCGGUGGGGCGAUCUUUGCUAGCGCCGGUGAUGUGGAUAUUAGAAACUGCCUCGUGGCGGACGCGACCGCGAACAGCGGCAGCGGCGGCGGAGUGGCCGUGGCUGGCAUGGGGACCUCGUUGAGCAUGAUCGACAUGCAGAUGACGCGAUGCAGCGCCGGUAGCGACGGUGGCGGCGUGGCUGCCACCGGCGGAGCACGAGUCACGUUGGGCUUUGAAGCGAAGCUCGACGUCAACACCGCCAGCGGAUCCGGCGGCGGGCUUUCAUGCGCCGGGACUGACUCGGUCUGUGUCGUCAGCCCCCGUGCUGCUGUUCAGGGCAAUGUUGCGUCUGGGGGCGGUGGCGGUAUUAUGGUCGAGCCAGGGGCCCGACUCGAGAUGUAUGACGCGCUCGUGGCGAGCAAUGCAGCGAGCGGAAGCGGCGGUGGCAUCGGGGUGGCUCUGGGCGCGAGCGCUUUGCUCGAUGGCGUGACCAAUGUGACGAGCAACAUGGCCGGGGCCAACGGUGGCGGGAUACAUGUGGCCGGAAGCGCCGAGCUGCGCGAGGCGCGUUUGAUGGACAACAUGGCGACAGACGGCGCUGGAGUGUGGAUCGGCACCGGCGGGAGCGUCAACGGCACCAGAUGGGCUGCCUCGCGCAAUACGGCGAGCUCGCGCGGAGCGGUGUUUCUCUCUACCUCGCCCGGGCCUGUCGAUCUGUCGGGCGGCCACGUGUGCGGCAACAUGGGGCCGGUGGCGCGGAUGGGACUCAACCUAUGGUGCGACGAUCCGACCGGAGCAGCGAGUCUAUCGCUGACGGCAGGCGGGUGUGGAAACACAUAUGUGAUCUGA
Thecamonas trahens ATCC 50062 is the source of this 1503-nucleotide messenger RNA. RefSeq lists its product as uncharacterized. The record is from RefSeq and is a predicted model, not a curated record. The transcript has 3 exons. Bases 1 to 1503 code for a protein of 500 amino acids. NCBI's taxonomy places the organism in Eukaryota, Apusomonadida, Apusomonadidae.